GUGCCACCACCAGGGCCAGCGUUGCCAGACUAAAGAACCGGCAAUGGACCCGCGUUUAUUUAUAGUGAAAUUCGUAUUUUUUUUUGGUGAAUUGGCAUUAUGCUAUUUAGUUAAAGUUGUAAAGUCAUGGAAACCCGACUGGAAGUGCUCUUGCGGGAGCCGAAUCCAUUGUUUACCCGGUGGCUGGAACGCUGGCUACGUGAAGCGGAGCGCCGCGAUCAGAAGUCGCAGUUCAGGCUUCGCCAGGCGCUGGAGUCCCUAAGGAGCUACCCACUGCCAUUGUCCAGCGGACGAGACUGCUCCAUUCUGCGUGGCUUUGGGGGUACGCUCUGCCAGCUAAUCGACGAGGAGCUUCGCCAUCACAGAGGUCUCCAAUUGGUGCCCCAGCAGGCCGUGGUUCAGGAGCGCUACGAGCAACAGGUCCAGGCGGUCAUUCGCAAGGUGCAGGAGAAGCAGCUGGAACACCAGAAACGCCAGAACAAAAGCGACAGGCCCAGGAAGCCAACUAAAAAGGAUUUGGCGCAACUGGCAGCCCUUGAGGAGCGGGAGCGCGUAGUGGAAAUGCAACCAGGACGAUUCCAGUUGCUUCUUUUGGUGGAUACACAGGAAACCAGUGGCAAAAACAAAAGAGUUCUGGACCAGACAAGGAGCUACUUGGAGUCGUUGGGAGCCCGUCAUGAAGUGCGUCGUCUCACAAUCGGCGAUUUCCUUUGGGUGGCCCAGGAUGAAGAGGGCAAUGAACUGGUUUUACCCUACAUUGUGGAGCGCAAGAGAAUGGAUGACCUGGCAUCGAGUAUUCGGGAUGGGCGCUUCCACGAACAGAAGCACCGGCUGCAGCACUGUGGCCUGCAGCACAUCAUCUACCUGGUCGAGGACUAUGGCGACAAUGAGCAACUGGGCCUGCCACUGGACUCCUUGCAGCAGGCUCUGACCAAUGCCAAAGUUCAAACUGGUGUCCGGGUGGUGCGCACAGCGAAUCAUUUCCGUUCCAUGAGCUAUUUGGCCGGAAUGAGUCGCUCCCUGGGUCAGAUAUUCGCCGGCAAAAAGCUGCACAGCGUGGAUCGCGGCACCCUCGACAAGGCCACCUGCCUGCUCACAAAUUCCGACCUGGGGUUGCUCAAGUUUCGAGCCCUCUACGAGGACUCCGCCAAGAAUGCGCAGCUCACAGUGCGCGAGGUUUUCGUGCAACAGUUGCUACAGCUGCAUUCCCUCUCCCUCGAACGAGCCAUGGCGAUAGUGGAACGAUAUCCCACUCCACGUUGCCUGCUGGACGCCUACGCGGAGUGUGCAGACCAGAAGCAGGCCAGGCUCCUCCUCUCCGGCAUCCCAAGUGGACCCCUGGAACGUCCACUGGGCGAUAAAAUCAGCCAGUGCCUACACGAAUUCUACAGCACGCACUUUCGUUAGGAUUAGCAAUUGAUUUAAUGGGACAUAUCUAAGGUUAUAUACACGAGUUUAUACAUAAGUGAGAGAGAGAAUACGUUGGACAUUGAAUAGUGUGAUCUAGUCUAAGCCAAAAAAUGUACAAGUCAGCCGCCUUUAGAUGUUGCGGAAGU
This is a messenger RNA of Drosophila teissieri, 1556 nucleotides long. It is a transcript of the gene mus81, whose product is annotated as crossover junction endonuclease MUS81. Gene Ontology annotation, cellular component: nucleus; Holliday junction resolvase complex. The record is from RefSeq and is a predicted model, not a curated record. Gene Ontology annotation, biological process: DNA catabolic process; double-strand break repair via break-induced replication; mitotic intra-S DNA damage checkpoint signaling. Gene Ontology annotation, molecular function: DNA binding; 3'-flap endonuclease activity; crossover junction DNA endonuclease activity. Lineage: Eukaryota; Metazoa; Arthropoda; Insecta; Diptera; Drosophilidae. The transcript has a single exon. Bases 127 to 1407 code for a protein of 426 amino acids.